AUGUCCAACCGCUGGAUCGGUCUAUACAUAUUACUUUCAAUUAUGCUGCCAUCAGCUUUAUCGUAUAACAACAUCACUUAUGUCGAGAAUGAAGACAUGUUACAAAUAUGGACCUCAUGGCCAAGCUACAAUAAUGGUGCAAUAAUUCAGCUACUUAAACAAGUUAACGAUACCUGCUUCGAACCACGAAUAUUUGUUCGCAACGUUUACCAAAAUGGAACUGUCUUCGCGUUCACUAUCGAAUAUCCUUGGCCUGAGUUUAAUUUCUGCAGAAUUCCUAAUUUUCAACCUCCGGUUGAGGGCGAUGUUCCUAUACAAUUUUCUGUAUUCGGAAAUGAUCAUUCGUUCAUACCAUUUUUUCGAAUUGUUAAUGGAGUUUAUGAAGGGCGAGCAAUAAUUGUUUCGGGGCAAGGAGAAAUACUUGCUAGUGAAAUAUGGCUAGGACCCUAUGCUACGUAUAUUGAGACGUUGUUUCGUACACCCUUACUGCGAGAUGUGAACAAUGACGAACAAUUUUAUUUGCGCUUUGUAUCGGGAAUGGCUGACCGACUUGCCUGGACCUAUGUCAAACUAAGCCUGGAACCUUUCGAAAUAAAAGAAAUUCGUUAUGGUAUUUAUGAUAAGCCAAUAGUGCGUGGAACAACAAGCACUGCUUUUGUGACUGUAAGCGGUAGUCUUGCUGCUCCGGAAGUCCACAAGAUUUCCACUGAUAACUCCUCUCAAGUUGGUUCUAAAUGGGAAGUUAACGUGUCAUUUUUGAACUCGGAUGCAAACAAGCCAACGAAAUAUUAUUUGAUAUAUGAAACUUCAGUUCCGCCAUCAGUGUAUUAUUAA
Molecule: messenger RNA, 834 nt
Organism: Paraglomus brasilianum
Lineage: Eukaryota; Fungi; Glomeromycota; Glomeromycetes; Paraglomerales; Paraglomeraceae
Source: the annotation of a GenBank genome assembly